Messenger RNA from Hyaloscypha bicolor E, 1213 nucleotides. RefSeq names its product CRAL/TRIO domain-containing protein. Gene Ontology annotation, biological process: regulation of exocytosis; Golgi to plasma membrane protein transport. Lineage: Eukaryota; Fungi; Ascomycota; Leotiomycetes; Helotiales; Hyaloscyphaceae. The coding region runs from base 325 to 1095 and encodes 256 amino acids. Gene Ontology annotation, molecular function: phosphatidylinositol transfer activity. The record is from RefSeq and is a predicted model, not a curated record. Gene Ontology annotation, cellular component: cytosol; plasma membrane; cortical endoplasmic reticulum. The transcript is spliced from 2 exons.
UUCUGGCCUCAUCUCUCAUCAAAAUACAUCACCAUGAGUGCUGAACCUGUAGCAGCAAUAGCCGCGGCUCCUGGACCUAUUCCGGGCGCCGAAGAAAAGAAGAUCGAGGCUGCUGAAGCUCCAUUGCAAACCCCAACAGCUCCAACCACAGCUCCCGAGGUUCCCGUCAAGGACGAGAAGAAGACUGAGGCUUCUGAAACCCAAUCAAAGACCGAGCCAGCUUCAGGCGAUGAUGUUCAGAGACCAGUUUCGCCGCCUGGCACCCCUCUUUCAAAGCUCUUCGCUGAGCUGCCUUCUGUCAUCGCGGACGCGCAAUACACGGAGAUGUGGGGAGUAGAGCUCACCAACUCGUUUGAUGUUCCCACUUCCAUCGUUCUGGAGAAGUUCUUGCGCGCCAACACCCAGGAUAUAGCCAAAGCUAAGGCUCAAUUGAGCGGGGCACUGAAGUGGCGGAAGCAAAUGCAACCCAGGAAGCUCCUGGCCGAGACCGAAUUCAAUGAAGCCAAGUUUGGUGGUUUGGGAUUUGUCACAGUGUAUCCGAAGACCGAGAGUCACGAGAAGGAGAUUGUCACUUGGAAUAUCUAUGGUGGCGUGAAGAACAAACAGGAGACCUUCGGAGAUGUCCAAGAAUUCGUUAAAUGGCGCGCUGCCCUGAUGGAACUUUCUCUCAAAGAGCUUGAUCUCGCUUCUGCAACUGUACCCAUCCCUCAAAACGGUGUUGAUCCUUAUAGAAUGGUCCAAGUUCACGACUAUCUCAACGUCUCGUUCCUUCGAAUGGAUCCCGCCGUCAAAGCCGCCUCCAAGGAGACCAUCCAGAUCUUCAGCAUGGCGUACCCCGAACUCCUGAAGGAGAAAUUCUUCGUCAAUGUCCCCCUGGUCAUGGGCUGGGUUUUUGCAGCCAUGAAGCUCUUCCUGAGUGCGGAAACUGUCAAGAAGUUCCACCCAUUGAGUUAUGGAAGUAACUUGGCUGGAGAAUUGCCUGGUUGGGGCCAAGAGCUACCGACAGCGUAUGGUGGAAAGGGCAAGGAUAUCAAGGAAGGGUUGACUGUCAAGUAUGCUGCUGCUGAGGCUCCUGUGAAGGAUGAGACAAAGUAGGCUGCCAUGACAUGAUGGAUCUUCUAGUUUUCCAUUCUUUAUUACUCUCAACGAGAUUUCUGUCAGUGGGGAAGAGAUUGUGCUUUGUUAUUUACUGGCGUCUAACUAGAUAUCCCCC